GUCCCUCUAUCACACAUUUGGCGCCAAAAGUAGCACGAUCAACGCGAUUCUAUAAUUUUUAAUUGUAAUUUAAUAACAAAAAAUGAGCUUCUCGCGUAGUGCCUUGCGCUAUGCUCACACCAACGGCUACACUGGACUCCUGUACACACCGCGCGGCGAGUUCAUCAUCACGUGCGGCACCGACGGCGACAUCCGCCACUGGACCUCCAUUAGCGAUGACGACCCCCGAUCCAGCUGCCUGGGUGAAUUCGUCAUGUGCAUCGCCCACACGGGCACUCGACUGUUGGCCUCCACGGAUCGCAACACCGUUCACGCCUAUACCUUUCCGGACAUGGACAGCGAUGGCAUUAUGAUGCGGUUCACCGCUCCAGCGACAUGCGUCCGAGUGGUUGGUGAAUAUACCGCUGCAGGCAGCGAGGACACCAAUAUCAAGGUGCUGAAAGGCGACACUCCUGGCAAUGAAACUGUUCUAGAAGGACACACUGGACCUGUUUUGUCUCUGGACAUGUUCGUUGAACGCAAACUUCUGGCUUCUAUAGCUGGAGAUGGCCAUUUAAAGGUCUGGAACUUCGAGGAGGGCAAGGAGCUAAAGAGCGUAUCUGGCUUGCCAAAAGUAAACAGCUUUGAGAGCGCCAGUCUCUUUGGAACACCCACUUUUGAACCCAAGAGUGGGGAGCUUCUGGCCUAUGCAGCGGACAAUGAGAUUGUGGUCCUAAAUACUGCGAACUGGGAGGUGGCCUUCAAGCUGCGCGACGAAAGGGUGUCUAGUAACUACAGCUGCUGUCAGUUUUCCCCGAAAGGGGAUCGUUUGGCCGCCGGAACCACAAAAGGAGAAAUAAGCAUCUUUGAUGUAAAGAAGAGAAAAGCGCUUCCAGUGGAGAUGCCGCCAAAUGACUGCAACUCCAUCACCUGUUUGGCUUGGAACCGAUCUGGCGAAGAGGAAGUCGCUUUUUGUGAUGCCACUGGGCAGCUAGGAACCGUAUUCCUAAGUGAUGGAAAUGAAAUCGUUGGAGAGGAUGGCGUAGAGGAGGCCCAGGACGACCUACUUGAUGGCUAUGAGUUUGAGGGUGCCGAUGAGUUGGAAAACCCGCAGGAUGAUGGUGAUGGCGUGAGCUUGGAGCAACUGAAGCGCAAAGUUAUGAAUUUUGCUGAUCCUGUGGACGUUGACGAGACGUCCAACCAGUCCUUGGCCAGCAGCCGUACAGCGCCCGUUCCCGCUGCUCCUCAGAUCAAAUUCUUCAAGCAACAGGCGGCGUUUCAGCCAAGUUCAACGCCCAGUGACCUGGAGCACCGCUACAUGGCCUGGAACGAUGUGGGCAUUGUCACGGGCCAUGUGGAACCGUCAGGAGAUGGCUCCAUCGACGUGGAGUUUCACGAUGCCAGCCUACACCAUGCCUUGCACAUCAGCAACUACAAUCACCAUAACUUGGCCAGCCUGAGCAGUGGAGCACUCGCUCUAGCUUCCAAUGAGUCCAGCAAGCUGGUGGUAAUUGCCCUUGCCGCCGCUGGAAACAAAGAGUGGUCGCUCAGCUUGCCAGAUUGCGAGAGUGUGGAGGCCCUAGUGGCCACCAGCCACUUGGUUGCCGUAGCCACCAGCUCCAGCUUCCUCCGCAUCUUCAGUGUGAUGGGUACCCAGCGUGAGGUUCUCAGCAUUCCGGGACCGGUGGUGGCACUCGCUGGACAUGAGCACUGCCUGAUGCUGGUCUAUCACAGUUCGCAUCCCAGCCAGACACAACAACAUCUUGCUGCUAUGCUGGUAACCAUAAACGGGCUCAACCUGCGCCUGGAGCAUCUGCCAGUUGCGCUCACUCCCGGUCGAAAUCUGUCUUGGCUUGGCUUCAGUGACACGGGAUCUCCUAGUUUUGCGGAUAACAUGGGGUUGGUUCAACUCUAUAGAAAGAGCAGCAACGCCUGGUUCCCCAUCUGCGACACCAUGAAGCAGAGCUCCAGCGUGUCUAACAACUAUUUUGUGGUGGCUGUUUCGGAACGUCGACAAAUCAUACAGGCCGUGCUCUGCCGCGGCACCUCGUACCCCAUGACCAAUCCCAAGCCCAUGCUUCAUGAGUUACGCAUGCAGAUCCCACUGUGCGACAUCGAAGUGGAGAAGUCGGAGCUGGAGGACGCCCUGCUUCGUUCCAGCCUGAUGCAAGUUGACGGCGCGGAGAAGAUCCAAAAGGAGACGGCCAUUAAACUUUUCGCCUUGGCCUGCAGCGGCGAGUGCGAGACUCGAGCCAGGGAGCUGAUAGAAUCGAUUGCCUGCACCGAGCUACUCCAGUUGGCGGUGAAGUACGCAACCAAGCGUGGACGGAUCCAUCUAUCCGACCGACUUUGCGAGUUGCUGCCGCAGCUAGAGGCCAUCCAGGAGGCACGCAAGCAACAGACAUUGCUGGGAUCCAGCGGUAUAGCGGCCACUAUUGUCCUGCCCAUGACGCCGACCUCAGCAACCCAGACCAGCGGACCAAAACCCAAAGCUAUUGAGCUGAACUCCGCCAAACGAGGAGCCCUCAAACGCUUCAGCAACUCGCCAAAUAUGUUCAAGGCAGCAUCAGCAGCGUCGCGUCCUUCGACUCCGGAUGUACCGCACUCACCCCUAGACACGCAGGAGAACAUUUUCGGGGAGUCUGAGCCGGAGCCACUUUCUGGAAAGACGGCAGAACAAAGGACUCCUCUGAAUUCUGUUAAUCCGUUUGCCAUGAAGCGAAAACUGGGCGACACCGGAGUCAUCUUCGGCUCCGAGAAGCUUAAGCUGGCAAAGAAAUAAUAUGUAAAUCUAUUUUUAAUUACUAAUUA
This is a messenger RNA of Drosophila bipectinata, 2790 nucleotides long. It is a transcript of the gene Ctf4, whose product is annotated as Chromosome transmission fidelity 4. Gene Ontology annotation, cellular component: nuclear replication fork. NCBI's taxonomy places the organism in Eukaryota, Metazoa, Arthropoda, Insecta, Diptera, Drosophilidae. Gene Ontology annotation, biological process: mitotic cell cycle; DNA repair; DNA-templated DNA replication. The record is from RefSeq and is a predicted model, not a curated record. Gene Ontology annotation, molecular function: chromatin binding; protein binding.